Ctenocephalides felis (cat flea) is the source of this 3449-nucleotide messenger RNA. RefSeq names its product calcium-transporting ATPase type 2C member 1-like. The transcript is spliced from 17 exons. NCBI's taxonomy places the organism in Eukaryota, Metazoa, Arthropoda, Insecta, Siphonaptera, Pulicidae. Bases 229 to 3021 code for a protein of 930 amino acids. Gene Ontology annotation, molecular function: ATP hydrolysis activity; ATP binding; P-type calcium transporter activity. Gene Ontology annotation, cellular component: endoplasmic reticulum; plasma membrane; Golgi membrane. The record is from RefSeq and is a predicted model, not a curated record. Gene Ontology annotation, biological process: calcium ion transmembrane transport; manganese ion transport; intracellular calcium ion homeostasis.
CAUUCGGCGAAACGUCAACGUAAAUAAGCCAUUGUCAAAAAAUUAUGUUUUUAUCACGUCACGAUAAAUCAAUUAACAUGUUAGCUAUGAAGAAGCCAGUUUACUAAAUUUCUAACCCUAAUUAAGACUUACAUUCCAUAAAAUUUGAUACAUUCGAAUGUUAUUCAAUGACGUGCCCUGUAUAGAUAAAAAAUCAUUAGAUUAGUUUAGCCACAGGUCUUAUUAAAAAUGAGAAUUAAUCAGACUUCAAAGUAUGAUAAAUUUUCAAAAAAUAAAAAAGACUUAUCUUCUGAGAACUUAAGUGAUUCAGAUCCUAAUACAGAAAUGUGGCUUAGCACAAGCGAAUCAUCCCAAUUAAGCUGUUCCGAGGUAGCUGCUAGACUGAGGGUUGACGUUAGAAAUGGUCUACAAUGGAGUGAAGCUGAUCUGAGGUCUCAGUUAAUUGGAUUAAAUGAACUCACUGUUAAAGAUGAAGAACCACCAUGGAAGAAGUAUAUAGAACAAUUCAGAAAUCCCUUAAUCAUGUUACUCUUAGGGUCUGCAUUUGUCAGUAUUUGCAUGAAACAAUUUGAUGAUGCUGUUAGCAUCACUGUUGCCAUCAUCAUUGUUGUUACAGUUGCCUUUGUGCAGGAAUAUCGAUCUGAAAAAUCUUUGCAAGAGUUAACAAAACUUGUGCCGCCUACAUGCCACUGUUUAAGAGAGGGACGAUUAGAUACAUUUUUGGCGAGUAAAUUAGUUCCAGGAGAUAUAAUUCAUCUCAAUGUAGGAGAUCGAGUACCAGCUGAUGUCAGGUUGUUUGAUGCAAUAGAUUUAUGCAUAGAUGAAUCAAGUUUUACAGGAGAAACUGAGCCAUCAAAUAAGGUUACAGAACCAAUCAUAAAAACAAAUGGUCAUACCAGCAUGAAAAAUAUUGCUUUUAUGGGUACUCUUGUGCGCUGUGGAAAUGGAAAAGGUAUUGUAGUUAGCACCGGAGAGAAAAGUGAAUUUGGAGAAGUUUUCAGAAUGAUGCAAGCUGAAGAAGCUCCAAAAACACCUCUUCAAAAAAGCAUGGAUAGUUUGGGCGCUCAGUUGUCAUUCUAUUCAUUUUGCAUUAUUGGUGUAAUAAUGCUCCUUGGAUGGAUUCAAGGAAAACCAAUAGUUGAAAUGUUUACCAUCGGCGUGAGUUUGGCAGUAGCUGCUAUUCCUGAAGGUUUACCUAUAGUUGUAACUGUAACUUUAGCUUUAGGAGUUAUGCGAAUGGCUAAAAGGAAAGCUAUAGUGAAAAAGUUGCCAACUGUGGAAACACUUGGCUGUGUCAAUGUUAUAUGCUCUGACAAAACUGGAACCAUAACGAAGAAUGAAAUGACUGUGACUAUUAUUUUUACUGCUGAUGGCCAUAUUGCUGAUGUUACUGGAGCUGGUUAUAAUGACAAUGGGGAAAUUGUGUUGCGUAAAUGUGAUAAUAUGGAAAAAGGACGACAAGCAAUUCAUGAAUUACUUGAGGCAGGUUGUGUUUGCAAUAAUGCUAUACUGAAGGAGGAUGUGCUUUUGGGACAACCCACAGAGGGUGCAAUAUUAGCUGCCGCAAUGAAGAAUGGCAUGUAUGCAGUCAGUGAUAGCUAUAUACGCAUCCAGGAAUAUCCUUUCAGUUCAGAACAAAAAAUAAUGGCAGUUCGAGUGGUUCAAAAGUACAGUGACAACAAACAAGAAUUAUUUUUUGUGAAAGGUGCGCUAGAGAAAAUUUUACCACAAUGCACUAAGUUUGCAUCUCCAGGAAGUAUAAUUCAAUUAUCUAAACAAAAGGAGCAAGAAAUACUCGGCGAGGCAUUUGAAAUUGGGCGAAAGGGUUUACGCGUUAUAGCUUUUGCUCGGGGCACUUCACUUCAAGAUCUCGUGUACUUAGGACUUGUUGGAAUUUGUGAUCCACCUCGCCCCUAUGUUCGGGAAAGUAUUGCUAUGCUAGUCCAAUCUGGGGUUCAUGUAAAAAUGGUAACAGGGGAUGCACAUGAAACUGCUGUUGCUAUAGCAUCUUUGAUUGGAUUGGACACAGUACACAUGCAGGCUCUCUCUGGCGAACAAAUAGACUCUCUUAGUGAAAAACAACUUGAACAGACUAUAGAUUCAGUAUGCGUUUUUUACAGAGUAACACCAAAACACAAAUUGGCAAUUGUCAAGGCUUUGCAAAAAUCUGGACAAAUAGUAGGAAUGACUGGUGAUGGUGUAAAUGACGGCGUCGCGUUGAAACGUGCAGACAUAGGAAUUGCAAUGGGCAAAAAUGGUACAGAUGUCUGUAAGGAGGCUGCUGAUAUGAUUUUGGUUGAUGAUGAUUUUCAUACAAUACUCUCUGCAAUUGAGGAAGGAAAAGGAAUUUUCUACAACAUUAGAAAUUUUGUUCGUUUUCAACUUAGUACUUCAAUUGCUGCAUUAUCAUUGAUUGCUCUUGCUACUCUUAUUGGAAUCCCUAAUCCAUUGAAUGCUAUGCAAAUUUUAUGGAUAAAUAUAAUUAUGGAUGGUCCCCCAGCACAGAGUUUAGGUGUUGAACCAGUUGAUAAAGAUAUCCUGAAAAGAAAACCUAGAAAUGUAUCUGAACCUAUGAUUACAAGAAAUCUCAUUAUUAAUGUUUUAAUGUCUGCAUCUAUUAUUAUAAUUGGAACACUAUGGGUUUUUCAGAGAGAAAUGAGCUCAGAUGGAAUUACGCCACGAGAUACCACAAUGACAUUCACUUGCUUUGUAUUUUUUGAUAUGUUCAAUGCUUUGAGCUGCCGUUCCCAAACUAAAAGUAUUUUCAAAGUAGGAUUCUUCACAAAUAAGGUGUUUUUACUUGCUGUUUCUUUAUCAGUUCUUGGACAGAUGCUUGUAAUAUAUUUUCCACCAUUGCAAAUGGUUUUCCAGACUGAAGCUCUCACGUUCAUGGAUCUUGUCUUUCUGAUCUGCUUGACUUCAUCGGUGUUCAUAAUAUCAGAGAUUAAAAAACUCUGCGAACGACAAAUGUCGCGCAGGGGAGGCGACUACAAACCCAAGUCUGCUAUGGACUACGUAUGACCCGCGGGUCUGUCCAGGAGGGGCAAAUUUCGUAAAGAUUAAAGUAUUAAUGAAAUUUAUUGAUCAUAUCUCUAUUACAUGAAACCUGUUUGGAAUGAAGACAAGUCACUUGAGGUAGGGUCCAAACAUAUAUUUGUGAUCAUAUGAUGUUUAUUGAUACUUAUUCAUUCAAAAUUAAUUGUAGUCAAUAGUGAGGGGUGGCUGGGCGGAAUUUUAUAGUAUAUAUUUCGGAAAUCAUUUUGUACUGACUAAGAAAGUCAAGAAUAAGUUUUAAUUUGUUAUCAAGGAUAUUAAAUAUUUACAUUUUUUUUUAAAUGCGAAAAAGUCAUGACGGGCAUGCAUUCUUGAGUUUUGUUCAAUAUAAUAUAAUUUAAAAUAUAUUAAUGUUUCUCGUAUUUACCAUAUUUCAUUCAUAUAUUGCUAAAAUA